Molecule: messenger RNA, 3729 nt
Organism: Anoplopoma fimbria (sablefish)
Lineage: Eukaryota; Metazoa; Chordata; Actinopteri; Perciformes; Anoplopomatidae
Product: VPS10 domain-containing receptor SorCS1-like
Exons: 27
Coding region: 1-3729 (1242 amino acids)
Biological process (GO): post-Golgi vesicle-mediated transport
Cellular component (GO): Golgi apparatus; membrane
Molecular function (GO): protein binding
Source: RefSeq, a predicted model, not a curated record
AUGGAGACGCGCCUCGGUCACUGCCUUUUUAUCAUUUUCUCUAAGUGGAUUUGGCUCUUCACCCUAACUUCCAUCCUGGGCGGAACAGACGCGGAGCUAAGGUGCAUUCCCUCGUGCCAGCAGCCGAUCAUUAAAGCUGUUCCCCGCGGACCCUCGGAGCUGGAUUUCACUCAUUUUGGCGAGGCACCAACUCAUGAAUUUGUUGGAAUUAAGGAUCGUUCACCGGGCGCCAAACCCACCGCCGGAGGAGACGAAACGCACAACGCUGCAGAAUCAACGACGAGCGAAGAAAGUUCGUCCAAAGUGCAGGGGAAUAACGCAAGUUGUCUCCAGAAGGACGCGUUGAACGGUCAGCCAAAAGUUUCCGUGCCGAAACGCGCGGCUGCCUCUUCUCCCAGUGAGAGUACCGCGACCCAAAACAGCACCGGAGAUGUCCAACAUACCAACGAUGGGAAUGGGAAUGGGGUUGAUGAGACAGUAGGCCUGAACGAUGAGGAUGCCGAUGUGGCCAGCUGGAGACGAGCACGGAGUGCGAGGAGCGCAGAGACCUGGUCGGAAUUCAGCCAUGAGGAUGGGGAGUACGCUUCGUUUUCGGACCAGGAGGAGUUUGAGCUCCCAAGUUCGACAUUUGCACUCACCGGGGACACUGCUCACAACCAGGCGAUGGUGCACUGGUCCGGACAAAACAGCAGUGUGAUCCUCAUGUUGACAAAGUACUAUGACUUCAACUCUGGCAGAGUAACAGAGAGUUCUUUAUGGAGGUCAACUGAUUAUGGGACCACAUAUGAGAAGCUUAAUGAGAAAGUCGGACUAAAAACCAUCCUGAGCUACUUGUACGUGAGUCCGAACAACAAAAGGAAGAUCAUGUUACUUACCGACCCGGAGGUGGAGAGCAGCCUGCUCAUUAGCCUUGACGAGGGGGCGACCUAUCAGAAGCACAGCUUAGCCUUUGAUAUCCUCAGCCUGCUUUUCCACCCCGAGCAGGAGGACUGGAUCCUGGCUUACAGCCACGAGCAAAAACUCUAUGUCUCUGUUGAAUUUGGGAAGAGAUGGCAGCUUGUGCACGACGGCGUCAUCCCAAACAGAUUCUACUGGUCCAGAAUGGGUUUAGACAAAGAGCAAGGAAUGAUUCACCUGGAGAUCAGCGUGUCUGAUGGACGGUCACAGUACAUCACUUGUAAACUUCAGAAUUGCUCUGAUGGAAACAAGGGCAAGCCUUUCCCUGGAUUUAUCAUCCCUAAUUCCCUGGUGGUUCAGGAUGAAUACGUUUUCAUCCAGGUGCCAGUAGGUGGUCAGUCUGUCCAUUAUGUGUCCUAUAAAAGAAAUGCUUUCUACCCAAUGAAGCUUCCCAAAUACACUCUGCCAAAGGACUUGCAGAUAAUCAGCACAGAUGACAACCAGGUGGUGGCAGCGAUUCAGGACUGGCACCAGAAUGACUCCUACAACCUGUACAUGUCUGAGUCCAGAGGGCUGUUCUUCACCCUGAUGCUGGAGAACGCCGUGAGCAGUGGAGGACCGGAGGGCAACAUUAUGAUAGACCUCUAUGAGGUUGCUGGGAUUAAGGGGGUGUUCCUGUCAAAUAAAGUUGUUGAGAACCAAGUGAAAACUUAUAUCACAUACAACAAGGGGAGAGACUGGCGUCUUCUCCAGGCUCCAACAACCGAUCUCCAGGGAAACAAGGUCUAUUGUGAACAACCUUACUGUUCUUUACAUCUACACCUUCAUGUGUCAGAGAAUCCUUACACCUCGGGAAACAUUGUCAGCAAAGAUUCAGCUCCAGGAAUUAUAAUAGCAUCAGGUGUGGUUGGACCUGAGCUGACCAGUAAUAAUGUCAGUAUUUUCAUCACAUCUGAUGCUGGGAACAGCUGGAGAGAGGUUUUUCAGGAAGAGUACAGCGUGUUUUUCCUGAAUCAAGGAGGAUCUCUGGUGGCCAUCCGACACACACCUCUGCCAAUUAGACACAUUUGGCUGAGUUUUGAUGAGGGCAGAAACUGGGACAAAUACAGCUUCACCUCCUCUCCGCUCUAUGUUGAUGGGGUGCUGGGAGAGCCUGGAGAGGACACCCUCAUAAUGACAAUAUUCGGUCAUUUCAGUCAUCGAUCUGAGUGGCAACUUGUCAAAACUGACUUCCGGUCCAUUUUCCAACAACGAUGCACAUCUGAAGAUUACAUGACAUGGCAGUUACACAAUGAGGGCGAAGUGUGCAUCAUGGGAAUGAAGAGAAUCUUCCAAAAACCAAAAGCAAACGCUCGAUGUGUCAAGGCCAGAAAUCAGUAUAUUUCCCAGAUGUCAGAUUCCUGCCCAUGCACAGAGGCAGAUUUUGAGUGUGACUACGGGUUUGAGAGGCAGAUUGAUGGGAGCUGUGCUCCGGCUUUCUGGUUCGUUCCUACAGUAACAUCCAGAGACUGCAUCGCGGGGGACAGCUUCCUCAACACCACAGGAUAUCGCCGGGCUUCGUCUAACAACUGCACUGAGGGAACACUGUCGAAGUACAGCCCCAGGCGACAAAAGUGUCCCAGUCAGGCCCCCAGGGGCCUCCAGCUCCUCACCAGUGAGGGAACACUGGUAGCAACCCUGGAGAGGAAUGUCACUUUCUUGGUCUUUCUGGAAGAGGGUCUCAGCUCCAUGACAAGUGUAACGGUGGACUUUGGCGACGGCACGGCGAUAUCUUAUGUUAACAUAAGCUCCAUCGAUGACGGGGUCAAGCAUAUCUACAGUAAAGUUGGCAUCUACAAAGUUUCUGCUACAGCAACCAACGCUCUGGGCUUUGACAGGGUGGUACUCUAUCUCCAUGUCUCCUGUCAACUUGAACAGGUCCAGCUCUCGGCUCCUUCAGUGGUCGUCAAGAACAAAGCAGUAAACCUCACGACAGUGUUACGCCCCAGCAGUGUGGGAACAGUGAGCUAUUACUGGUGGUUUGAUAACAAAACAGAGCCUGGUGUGACUCUGGAUGGAACGAUGUCCUUCACUUUCUCCAAGGAGGGAAGUCACACUGUCACUGUUCAGGCUUCAGUUGGCAAUACUGUCCGUCAGGACCAAAUUACUUUGGCUGUUUACGAUUAUUUUCGGUCACAUGUUUUGGGCUUUUCUUCUAAUUUGGACGAGCUGAACCCCGGGGUGUCUGAGUGGAGAGAGGACAUCAGCCGAGUGGUGAAGAGUAACAUGGUUCAGGUCACAGGAAUAAACGAGAAGCAGCUCCUGGUCACAGUGCUCCCAGGUUUACCUACAACAGCAGAGGUUUUCAUCGUGCCCGGGAAGAGGCCAAGAGACGGGGACAUGGAUGAAAAGUGGGCGCACCUGGAUCAGCUUUCUCAGGUUCUGCUAAGUGCUUUGAACCAAGACCUUAUCCAGUUCACACUCAAACCGGGGGUGCAAGUGAACGUGUACGCCACGCAGCUGUCUCCAGCUCCUCUUGUGGACAGCAGUGAUAGUGGCCACAGUGGAACUGCAGUCAUCAUGCUCGUGUCAGUCGUGCUGAUGGGCUUGGCUGUCUUUGUUAUAUAUAAAUUCAAAAGGAAGAUCCCAGGCAUCAACACAUACACAGCAGAGCAGCCUGACAAAGAACAAGAGGUCAUCCCGACAGUGACCUCCAUAGUCAUCCCAAACCCUGAGGGGGACAAGCUGACCUCGCUGGAUCAUGUGGAUGUACAGUUGGACUCAAAAGGCAGAGGCUACCUGCCAUCUCACACUGACAUCAAGCUCUCGGAUGAAGCGCCCCAUGUGUUUUAA